GGGCUGGGCCUCCUGGACCGGGAAGCUGCUCUCGUUGGAGGCUGCAGAGCUCAGAGAGGCGGGCUUACCCACACCGGAGGAAAGUGAAACUACCAGUGUCCAAGGACCCUGCAUCAGCUGUCUAGCCUCGCCGCCUGUAAAACAACCACCGGCGGCAGCGGACAGAGGUAUAUAGCUACCUCCUCUGAAAAUAGAAGCCAGGUGUUCUGCAGCUUUUUGUGUUCACCAGGCAGCAUGAACUCCCUCUCAGGAAGAGCCGCUUUGUCUCUGUGCCGACGCUCAGCAGCGGGCGGCAUGAGGGCCCUGGCCGCCUCUCCGGCUCACCCCGCCGGGGUGCUGGAGGCUGACAGGGCCGCUGUCCAGGCGGUGCGGGUCUGCCACUCCGGGACGGACAAAUCGGGCAGCGUGUACACCAGGAAGCGGGGCUAUGACAUCACCAGGAACCCCCACCUGAACAAGGGAAUGGCGUUCACGCUGGAGGAGCGCUUGCAGCUGGGCAUUCACGGCCUGCUGCCCCCCUGCUUCCUCUCUCAGGACGUGCAAGUGCUGCGCGUCAUGAAGAGCUAUGAGACGCGUGCGAACCCUCUGGACAAGUACAUUCUGCUGAUGACGCUGCAGGACAGAAAUGAGAAGCUGUUCUACCGCGUGCUGACCUCUGACAUCGAGGAGUUCAUGCCCAUCGUGUACACCCCCACGGUGGGUCUGGCCUGUCAGCAGUACGGGCUCACCUUCAGGAGGCCGCGAGGGCUCUUCAUCACCAUCCAUGACCGAGGACACAUCGCCACCUUGCUCAACUCCUGGCCUGAAGAAGACAUCAAGGCCAUCGUGGUGACCGACGGCGAGCGUAUCCUGGGACUCGGCGACCUGGGCGGCUAUGGAAUGGGAAUUCCCGUAGGAAAGCUGGCGCUCUACACGGCCUGUGGCGGCGUUCCUCCACAGCAGUGUCUCCCUGUGCUGCUGGACGUCGGCACGGACAAUCAGGCCCUGCUGGAUGAUCCGUUGUACAUCGGACUGAAGCACAAGAGGAUCAGAGGGAAGGAGUAUGACGAGCUGAUCGAUGAGUUCAUGCAGGCAGUGACGGACAAGUACGGGAUGAACUGCCUGAUCCAGUUUGAGGAUUUCGCCAACAGCAACGCCUUCCGGAUCCUCAACAAAUACAGGAACCGAUACUGCACCUUCAACGACGACAUCCAAGGCACGGCGUCCGUCGCUGUGGCAGGAAUCUUCGCUGCCCUGAAGAUCACCAAGAACAAACUUUUAGACCACACUUUUGUUUUCCAGGGAGCCGGCGAGGCCGCUUUAGGGAUUGCCCACCUGCUCAUGAUGGCCAUGGCCAAAGAGGGCGUAACCAGAGAAGAAGCUGCUAGGAGGAUCUGGAUGGUCGACUCUAAAGGCCUGAUUGUAAAGGGGAGGAGCCACCUGAACCACGAGAAGGCGGAGUUUGCUCACGACCAUCCACACCUGAAGACGCUGGAGGAGGUGGUGCACACCAUCAAACCCACCGCCAUUAUAGGCGUGGCUGCGAUUGGAGGAGCGUUCACUGAGAAGAUCAUCAAAGACAUGGCGUCGUUCAACGAGAGGCCCAUCAUCUUUGCUCUGAGCAAUCCCACUAGCAAGGCUGAGUGCACGGCCGAGCAGUGCUACAAGCUCACAGAGGGCCGAGGCAUCUUCGCUAGCGGGAGCCCGUUCGACAAGGUGACGCUGCCCGACGGACGCACCUUCUUCCCAGGACAGGGAAACAACGCCUACGUGUUCCCUGGAGUGGCCCUGGGAGUUAUCGCCUGCGGCGUGCGCCACAUUUCUGAUGACAUCUUCCUCACUACUGCAGAGGCCAUUUCUGAUAUGGUAACAGAGGAGAACCUGGCUGAAGGAAGACUUUACCCUCCUCUCAACACCAUCAGAGAGGUGUCCUUCAAAAUAGCGGUGAAGGUCGUAAACCAUGCUUACAAACACAACGAUGCCUCGGUGUAUCCCGAGCCAAAAGACAAGGAGGCGUUUGUUCUGUCUCAGAUCUACAGUCCGGAUUACGACUCCUUCACUCUGGACACUUACAGCUGGCCUCAGGAGGCCAUGAACGUCCAGGAUGUCUAACCUGUCUCUAGACGUGUCCUCUAGUCUGAAGUUUCACAUCAUUCUAAACUUUUUUUUCUGUUCUGCAAGCAAACAUUAGUCCUUUACAUAUCAGCAAAUGGUAAAUGAUCGUUUCUGUAUUUUAUCCACGUCAGCGAUCAAACACGUAGCUUAAAUUGCACUCCACAUCUUAUUUUAAGGGAUGCUUCAUUACAUAAAUAUCAAACCCUGUGUGCCUCUUCCAUUGUGAUCUCAGGACAUCCCCAGAUUAUAAAGAGAAUAUUUCAGCCACCAUCUUUUCAGUCUGAUGCACUCCUCUAGUAUUUGUGUUGUUUUAAAACCUCCCUGCAGGAUAAACUUGUGCUUGUUUGAAGCUCUGCUUUUUGCUUGGAUGAGGUUUUGGUGAAUGCAUUUAAAGAAGGAAUAUUCAGAGAUUUAAGUGUAAUCAUCUUAAGUAUUUUUUUCUUACACAGUUGAGUGUUCUGCUUUUUGCUUUGUACAAACAUUUGCUGUGUGGUUUGUUUUUGCCUAAAUUACUUAUGAACCUUUUAUUUUACUCUGAGAAAAUCAAACUCCAUCAUGCUGUGCAGAAUUUGGUGUUGGAAACAAAUGCUUGAAGAUGAAAUUUUAAAUUUUAAAUAAAAAUGUGUGGAAAUUA
Nothobranchius furzeri (turquoise killifish) is the source of this 2728-nucleotide messenger RNA. It is a transcript of the gene me3, whose product is annotated as malic enzyme 3, NADP(+)-dependent, mitochondrial. Gene Ontology annotation, cellular component: mitochondrion. Gene Ontology annotation, biological process: malate metabolic process; pyruvate metabolic process. The record is from RefSeq and is a predicted model, not a curated record. Gene Ontology annotation, molecular function: malate dehydrogenase (decarboxylating) (NADP+) activity; NAD binding. NCBI's taxonomy places the organism in Eukaryota, Metazoa, Chordata, Actinopteri, Cyprinodontiformes, Nothobranchiidae.